Bicyclus anynana (squinting bush brown) is the source of this 1563-nucleotide messenger RNA. RefSeq names its product chitobiosyldiphosphodolichol beta-mannosyltransferase (gene Alg1). The record is from RefSeq and is a predicted model, not a curated record. The coding region runs from base 155 to 1468 and encodes 437 amino acids. Gene Ontology annotation, molecular function: mannosyltransferase activity. The transcript has 4 exons. Gene Ontology annotation, cellular component: endoplasmic reticulum. Lineage: Eukaryota; Metazoa; Arthropoda; Insecta; Lepidoptera; Nymphalidae.
CAAGUAAAUUUGACGUUUGUGUCAAAUAGAGCGUUACGAAAACCGAAAACGAUUUCAAUUUUCAAAGUUUAUAUAUUUUAUCGUAAAUUUUCUAAAUGAACCAUGAUAGGUAGUUCAGCAAUUAAAAAGUGAAGAUCAUUAGGAGUUCAAUAACAUGACCGAAGAUCCACCUAGGAAAACUGUGAAAGUGGUGGUUUUGGGAGAUAUAGGUAGAAGUCCACGAAUGCAAUAUCAUGCACUUUCUUUAGCCGGUUGUGGACAUAACGUAAAUUUUAUCGGCUACGUGGAAACACAACCUCUUCCUGAAAUUCAAGAGCAUCCGCUGAUAACAAUUACGAAACUUCAGCCCUUGAAAGUCGAUAGUUAUCCGAAACUUAUACAAUACCUCUUAAAAGCGUUAUGGCAGACUUUAAGUUUGUUUUUAACUUUAAUAAUCACUGGAAAAUGUAGCUACGUACUUUGUCAGAAUCCUCCCGCGAUUCCUACACUGCCCGUGUGUAGAUUUUACUGUCUUGUCACGCGUACGAAGUUUAUAAUCGACUGGCAUAACUAUGCCUACUCCAUAAUGGCCUUGUCAUUGAAAUCCAAUCACCCGCUUUUAACAUUUUCUACAUACAUAGAGAAAUAUUUUGGACAGUCAUCUGAUAAUAAUAUGUGUGUUACAAACGCAAUGAAAAGGGAUUUAUUAGAAAAUUGGGAUAUAUUAGCUACAGUCCUAUACGACAGGCCUCCAAAAAUAUUUCACCCAAUAACAUUGGAACAGAAACAUGAGUGGUUCAUUAAAAUUGGUCAGCAAUACGAGAUAUUCAGAUCAUCUGAACAUGAGAGCAGAGAUUCAAACACUAUGACUGCAUUUACUAAAGUGAUAGAUAAUACUGUGAGACUUAGAUAUGAUAGACCAGGGCUUCUAUUUAGUAGUACAAGCUGGACUCCUGACGAAGACUUCAGUAUUUUGAUGGAGGCAUUACAAGUUUAUGAAACAACAUACAAUCUUUCAAAAAAGCUGCCAAAACUUAUAUGUGUGAUAACUGGUAAAGGCCCCAUGAGAGACCAUUAUAAAAGCCAAAUUGCUUCUCGCAGCUGGGAGCAUGUGGCUGUUGUGACACCAUGGCUCGAGGCUGCCGACUACCCCACUAUGGUGGCUAGUGCAGACCUUGGGGUCUGUUUACACACAAGUUCAUCUGGUCUGGACCUGCCCAUGAAGAUUGUAGACAUGUUUGGAACAGGGUUGCCAGUUUUGGCAUGUGAUUUUGAGUGCCUUGAUGAGCUAGUGCAGGACGGUGAAAAUGGCUACAAGUUUAGAACAAGCUAUGAUUUAUCUAGGCAAAUAGUGACCUGGUUUGAGGAGUUUCCCAAUAAUACAAGUCAAAAUGAAAUCGCCAAGAAUAUGAGACAGAAAUUGUCAAAAUUUCAGGAGUCUAGAUGGGAAGAUAAUUGGAAUUUGAGAGCUAAAAAGUUUUUUGAAUAAUUUAUAGAAAACACAGGAAGUGAUUUAUUGCAAUUAUUAAUGACAUACUUUUUAUAAUAUAAGAAAUUUAUGAAAAAUAUAAACAUUAAGUAAUA